Molecule: messenger RNA, 546 nt
Organism: Cucurbitaria berberidis CBS 394.84
Lineage: Eukaryota; Fungi; Ascomycota; Dothideomycetes; Pleosporales; Cucurbitariaceae
Product: FAD dependent sulfhydryl oxidase Erv2
Exons: 3
Coding region: 1-546 (181 amino acids)
Cellular component (GO): mitochondrion
Molecular function (GO): flavin-dependent sulfhydryl oxidase activity; flavin adenine dinucleotide binding
Source: RefSeq, a predicted model, not a curated record
AUGAUUCGCAUUACCGGCCUCAGAACUCGCUUCGUUGUCCUCGCCCUGCUUGUGUUUGCCUUCCUCUCGUUCUUCCUGCUGGGACCUUAUCAAGUGAAUCCAGGACACCUGUCAAGAACCGGACAAGCAGGGCAACAGCAGAGCCAAUCCCUACUCACAGGGCAUGCGAUUGCGCCCAAACUAGCCAAUGCGACUGUAAAGGCAGAACUCGGUCGCGCGGCGUGGAAAGUCCUCCACACGACGUUUGCUCGAUUCCCCGAAAAGCCCACAGCCGAGGAGAAGGAAGCACUGCGGUCCUAUGUGCACUUAUUCCAGCGCUUGUACCCUUGCGGAGACUGCGCUGAACACUUCGGACAAGUACUCGCCAAGUAUCCUCCCCAAGUAUCGUCACGAACGGCAGCAGCAAUGUGGGGGUGCUUUGUACACAACAUUGUCAAUAAGAGGCUGAGAAAGCCCGAGUUCGACUGCAAGGACAUUGGGGAUGCUUACGACUGCGGAUGCGGAGACGAGGAGCCGAAAGCAUCGGGCAAGGGCACAGCUGCAUAA